UGGUCUCGUCUCAUCGGCGGCUCGCGCGCGCUGUCCAAGACCUCGCGAGCCACUUCGCCCACGGAACGACUCACGGCCUUUAAACGCGCCUGCAACGCUCUCCAGUCGACUGCGCACGCGCGCACCUACAUUGAACGCCUCAACUCUAUCCUGAGCGACGAAUCCCGCGGACCAGUGCCGCACCCCUAUGUUGCCUACGCCGCCUCUUCUCAGAUCUUCGUGACAGUUACCAAGCUUGCUCUAUUAUACUACGACGAUAGGGUCUUACGGUCCGCCACAAUCUUCUUUAACACUCUCAUCGAUGCCGAGGUGGACGGGAUCGUGGAUAACCGACUUUUCGCUCGUGCGGGUCGCGCGGGCGACUUUGCGCGUACGGGGCUCCUGUAUCUUAUUGAGACGGCGUCGCGCUCGAAGAACCUGGAGAAGUGGCUGAUUGAGAGUGACCUAGCUACGCUAAUACCUACUGGAUUAGGUGCACUAUAUACUUAG
This is a messenger RNA of Penicillium atrosanguineum, 489 nucleotides long. RefSeq lists its product as uncharacterized. The transcript has 3 exons. The annotation marks the transcript as partial. The record is from RefSeq and is a predicted model, not a curated record. NCBI's taxonomy places the organism in Eukaryota, Fungi, Ascomycota, Eurotiomycetes, Eurotiales, Aspergillaceae.